AUGGCGCAAGGCCAGGUUCAAGUUUAUUUCACUACUACAUCUCCAGAUAUCGAGUUAGCAGAAGGAAAGCAGCAAUUGCUCGUUCCUACCAAUGUACGAAGAUAUGGUCUUUCACAGAUUCUCAACUCCGAGGCAAUGCUCGAUACCUCUUCGCCGAUACCAUUCGAUUUCCUGAUUAACGGCACAUUCUUGCGAACGACUCUUGACGAAUAUCUCACUGCUAAUGGAUUAUCCUCUGAAACGACGGUAAACUUACAAUACGUGCGAAGUUUGAUACCUCCUCUCUAUGAAGCAAGUUUUGAGCAUGAUGAUUGGGUCAGUAGUGUGGAUGUUUUAUCCGGUAGUUCUGCCGUAGGAACUUGGGGUAGUAAUUCGAUUGAAGCAGGACAGGAGCGCAUACUAUCAGGUUCUUACGAUGGACUUCUUAGAGUUUGGAAUAAAUCAGGUCAGGCUAUUGCGACAUCUGCACCUGCUAGUGCUGGUGGACACAAUUCUGGAGUAAAAUCUGCGAAAUUCCUCUCGGCCAAACAAAUUGCAUCAGCUGGUUUGGAUCGCACAAUUAGGAUAUGGAAUUAUUCGGAAGCGGAGGAUCAUUUCUCUGCGCAAUUGAAGCCCACCUUGGAAUUGUAUGGCCAUGCAGGUAGCAUAGACUCAAUCGCAGUCCAUGGACCAUCGAAUCGCAUUUUAUCCGCUUCAGCAGACGGACAAAUUGGUUUUUGGACUUCGCACAAAUCCUCAGCUCCUGAAGUAAACACCAGUCUUAUUUCUGGACCAUCUUCUAAACGACGCAAAAUCACAACCUCUACAUCAACUCCUCAGCGUGGUCCUCUAUCUCUCAUGGAUUGCCAUAAUGGACCUGCAACUGCUGUCAUCUUCAAUCCUGAGGAUUCUACUGUUGCUUACUCUGCUUCUCAAGAUCAUACCGUCAAGACACUCGACAUCACUACUUCUAGCAUUGUCGACACGAGAACAUUGUUGAAUCCUAUACUAUCAUUGAGCGCUUUACCAGGAAUUGGUCAUCAAAUAAUAGCGGCAGGUACAACAGCACGCCAUAUUGCUCUGAUUGAUCCUCGAGCUUCGGCUGCCACAACACAAGCGAUGACACUCCGUGGACAUACCAACUUCGUUUCAUCGAUAUUUGCGGAUCCUAAUAGCAACUUUGGUCUGGUAUCAGCAGGUCACGAUGGAACUUGUCGAGUCUGGGAUCUCAGAAGCACAAGACAAGGAACGAAAGAUGAGGGACUUGGUGUUGUAGGAGAGGCAGUUUAUAUCAUUGAGAGAGAUAGCAGGAAAGACAAGACGACUAAAGCAGUUGGGGGUGAGGGAGUAAAGGUCUUCGAUGUUAAUUGGGAUAAGGAUGUUGGAAUCGUUAGUGCUGGCGAGGAUAAGAUGGUUCAAGUGAAUAGAGGAAGGGGUGUUACAAGACCCGAGAAUUAG
Molecule: messenger RNA, 1437 nt
Organism: Sclerotinia borealis F-4128
Lineage: Eukaryota; Fungi; Ascomycota; Leotiomycetes; Helotiales; Sclerotiniaceae
Source: the annotation of a GenBank genome assembly